AUGAGGUACAACAUACCAACAUUGUUGGCACUGUGCCAGGACACAGGUGUGCACUGCAAGUGGACCAGUGAAGCAAGACACUGCAUACGGAUGGAUCCCGAUCGAAGCAAGAAGCCUAUCCUUGCAGAAAACCCGAGAAAUCAACCGACUAGAGAGUCAGUCAGGUCAUCGCGACCGAACAAAAAUUCAGCAUCUAAAGCCCCCAAGAAUCGCCCGACUCGUACCGGCAAAAAGCCUGUUGAACCUGUGUUCUCCACGAAUGACACAGGCACACCUCCCCGAAACACCAGCGAGUCACGGCCGGGGGGAAAAAUCGUUCCAAUGGAGCCACCAAGGCCACCCCGUCGUGGUGGCUCGUCUGCACAAAUGGCUGUAAUGAAUGACGACGAAUCCAUUGUUCCACAUGUCUUCGUUGGUGAUCAACUUGUGACUGGCAACAGAGGAACACAACAGAACUUCAUCACUCGUUCUUCGACAGAGUCUGAUAAUAACUUGCGUGAGCAGUUGGCAUGGCCUCUGGCAGCAAGCACACUCCAGUUCACAGCUCCCGCCGAUCCACGGGACUCGACUGCUUCCCAAACAAUGGGAUCAGACGUUCCAUAUGAUGAAUGGAUUGAGCACCAACCCCUAGACGAAGUCAAUCCAGAGUUCAUUCAGCACACCCCGAACGCAGUGCAGUGCAACGAGCUCACCCGUCAGGCUGAGGAGCGCCGGGGAGGAUGGUUCUUGAUUCAGACUCAGAUUAACUAUGAAGAUGCUGCAAUUUCGCAGAUUGUGUCGUUCAUGUCCCCGUUUGAUAUUCCCUCGGGCGACGACUUCUAUGCUCGAUAUGUAAAACUGGCGUGGAUGUGCGGCCCUGACGCCAUGAUGGAGGCAAAGACACGACUGAAUAACAAACUCCGGAAUCAUGAAAGAUAUCUGGAGGAGGUUAACGAAGUGAUCGCGAUGGACCCACACAUUUCACCUGGCGAUUGGUGUUAUGACUUGCGUGUUUACAACAUCAAUGAACGGGCAAGAGUACUCGAUGCUCUUGACCAAUACGAUGAGCUCAUGGACAGUCAAGGGACAGAUGGCAUGAACAAUCCCAAUUAUCCAGGGGGUAUUGCCUUCCACCCAGCCCAUCAGAAUCCCACCCACAUGCACAUGCAACCCGGAAGAGCUACCGAUCGUGGUUCAGAUGAUAAUAACCUGUGGAGUGAUGGUACCAAUGAGGUUGAGCGUGCUAGCACCAAUCGUGGAAUCGAGAUUAUUGACCCUGACACCGGUCUUCCCAUCCAAUUUCAGAGACAACCCUUAACAACAACAAGCAGUAACAACCGCAAUGGUACAGGCCGCACGAAACGGAAGUACUCAAACUGUGAUAAUAUGUCGGUUGAUGGAAGCUCAGAGUUGUUGAUUCGUGAUGAUGCAAAUGGAAAUCGCAACAGAAGCAGAAGAAACUCACUCUCCGAUCACACUCAGGUUGAUAGAAGAUCAGAGUUGUUUCACGAUGGGAAUGGGACAAUCGGCAAUGUGCCUACGGGAGGCAAUGACCCGCUCUUUGAUGCCAAUAGCCGAUUGGAUGGUCUCUUUUCUCUUGGGAUGGGUGCUAAUAUGGAAAACAAUGGAACCAUACCAUGGAUCCCCAAGGAGAACUGGUCAGAACAUCGUCCGAGAACCGGAAAUCGUAUCAGUAGAACCUUGCCUCGGAACUUCGGCCGAAAUUUGAGAUUGGCAUUGCAUUCCAUUACUGAACUCGACCACGAGAACGCGAUCGAACUAACUGACACGCCUGGAAACCACGGGAAUACACCAAACCUCGCAUUUAGUGGCACUGAGGAUGAGGUGAACCACGGUGCAACCCAUAAUGGGCUUCGUUAUCUUCAGAAUGAACGCUGCGUCGCAUCAGUUUUGAGCAGUUCAGACGACGAGCAGCAGAUGAUGAGGGAUUCUAGCCCUGGACCUGGACCAAACGAAGAGAUGCUCUCAGAGCGUUCCUUUGAUCGGCAGCACAGAGGUACUGAGGUGGUGGAUUACCACGCGCCUCUCAUUCCGCCGGACUUUUUCGAUGUGUUUGUCGUAGACGUGGAGGGUGAUCGGGAAGUGAAAGGAUCCGGUGAAAGGAGAGGAUGUCCCUCAGCCGAACAAUUAGAGGAUGCCAUGCACCACAGCCGCAGUGGGAGCUUCACCCUCACAAUGAAUAGCCUCGGAGCGGAUUACCCAGACGAGAUAUCGGAUACACCUUUGUUGUCGCGGGAUAGCCCAUACCAGCGGUAUAGCCCAUACGACCGGUAUAGCCCAUUGUCCCGGAAUAGCCCGAGCAGGGCGAUCUCAAGGUCGAGUGUCCGCCGUAGGCACUAUGUACCUGUGGGUGGUCUCAGCAGCUAUGGGUCUCGUAUGAUCACGUCAAGCCUGAAUGCCCGCCGAAGACAUGACGCACGUGAAAAUAUCCGAAACGCUCGUCGGUCGCUUAUGAAUUCAUCGAGAUUGAUUGACGACUUGAGAGACGAAGUACCUGCAACGACUGUCCUGGGGUUCGAUGUGCUAGACAGUCAACAAAACACCAAUUACUUGCCUAUGCAUUCGACGCAGUUGAUUGAUGCCAGUGUACGACAUACUGCGCCCGCUAUUGUGAACACUAGCAGAAUCAAUGCGUAUGCGUAUGCUUACCUUUGA
Penicillium verrucosum is the source of this 2655-nucleotide messenger RNA. RefSeq lists its product as uncharacterized. The coding region runs from base 1 to 2655 and encodes 884 amino acids. The transcript is spliced from 5 exons. The record is from RefSeq and is a predicted model, not a curated record. NCBI's taxonomy places the organism in Eukaryota, Fungi, Ascomycota, Eurotiomycetes, Eurotiales, Aspergillaceae.